UUUCAAAGAGUCUCAGAUAAAAGUGCGGAGGACUGAUUGGUGCACUGAUAGCAGCGCCUCGCGGGCGCGCCCCGAUGCCAUGUCAGUCUCUUGUCGAGCAUCGCUCCGAUCACCUCGCCCAGGUGCCAGCCAUGAGGUGUCUGCUCCCCACCGUGCUGCUGGUCGUCGUGGCCAGCGGCGCCAGCAGCGCCAGCGCGCGCUCCACCGGCCAGGUCAUGACGCAAAAGGACGCCCUUGACCUUUUCUUCAAGUCGUUGGAUGCCCGUCACCGGUUCCGCGACGCCGCAAAUUCGAUGGGGAUGAACCUGAGCGACUGGCAGACGGCGCUCCUCGCGCCGCCCUGGGUCGAGGCUGUAGUCCGGGCGGGCGCCAGCAGCGCCGGCGAUGACGCGUUCAACAAACUGGUGGAGACCCUCAGAAGGCUCAUCGAGACCAUGGCGGAACCGCUCAAACAGGAAUACAUCGACCUCGGCCACAACGACCCCACGCUCAACGUCGCGGGUUUCAUUAAAGAUUUAACUGUAUACAAAUUGUCCACAUUUAAGAUUGAAGAGAAGGUUGUCAACUUCUUUAAUGUGAGCGCCCGCUUGAAGGUGUCAUUUGAAACUUUGGACGCCCACGGUACCUACAAAGUCGACGCCACCGCAUCGGAUCAGUUACACGUUUACGGCGACGGACACUUUGAUGUCCGUCUGAGGGAGCCGACAGUUGAGCUUUACGUUCGCUUAGGAUAUCAAGGCGAGCACUUCACCAUAGAGGAGCUGACCAUCAAUUUGAAGAUGUCCAAACUGAAGGUGAUAAUGACCAAUUUCCUCGGAGGUGGAGAGGUUGGUGACCUUAUUUGUGGAAUCGUCAGCGACGUAGGUCCUGAUUUUUUGGAAGAAUAUCAUCAAGAAGUUAGCAGUCUCCUCUCCACUGUAGCCAAGGAUACAGUUAGCGUACUGCUUGCCAAAGCAGACAUCAUCACCAUCCUUGAUUGGAUUUCCGGGCAAAGCCUACCAUUUUAAGAAAUGUUUUUCAUUACAUGUUGUUAAUAUGGAUGAAUCAAAAAUAAUUAAUACAGAUAAAUAGUUUUUCCCUCCCACACUUUAA
Frankliniella occidentalis (western flower thrips) is the source of this 1092-nucleotide messenger RNA. RefSeq lists its product as uncharacterized. The coding region runs from base 75 to 1007 and encodes 310 amino acids. The record is from RefSeq and is a predicted model, not a curated record. Lineage: Eukaryota; Metazoa; Arthropoda; Insecta; Thysanoptera; Thripidae. The transcript has 6 exons.